AUGCCCUCUCUCAAUGUCGCCUUUCCCGCUCUCGUCGUUGCAAGGCUCUUUGUUGCUCUCAGUAGCCUUCCAGACGUGUUGAAACACAACCAUCAACUUUCUUCGCCAUUGACGUCCUUCUCCCAACUGCAGGAAGGCAUCUAUCUAUUCAACCAUGACAUAGAUAUUUAUUCCGGAGGGACUUUCCGCCACUCACCUCUUCUUCUCGCAACAUUCGCGACAAUCCUUCCCACCUCACAAACCUUGUCGUCAACAUUAUGGACCCUCUGCGACGCUGCAGGAGCGUGGGCUUUAAUAAAAAUAUGGAGGGCGCGACAAAACGUUACGAGCACUUCGAGAGACAGUCUAAUCGCUGCUUUCUAUCUUUUGAAUCCUUAUAUUUUUAUGUCAACCCUCGCGCUUUCAACCUCUUCGCUCGAGAAUACUUUGACGCUUUUCUCGAUCAUGUUUGCUUGCCAUGGAAACAUCUCUGCAGCCCUCCUAGCCUUCGCUUUUCUCAUCCAAUUAUCCCUUUCGUCACUCGUGAUUUUAAUACCGCUUCUGCUACUCCUCAUCACCAAUCCUCUGUCACACCUCGCGUCGCCUAGGCCAAUCUCAGUAAGCCUGCGGAAAACGAUUCCUCUCCUCGGAGAGAUCACUGCAUAUACCCUGAUACUCAGUUUGGCAUCGACGCUUGUGGCUGGUAGCUGGGCCUGGAUACCGCAGACUUGGGGAGCAACGUUGACACUACCUGAUUUAACACCGAAUCCUGGGAUGUGGUGGUAUUUUUUCACAGAAAUGUUUGAUCACUUUCGCCCCUUCUUCUUGAUGGUCUUCAGCAUCCACCUGCUCAUAUAUAUAGCCCCUGUUUGCAUCAAAUUCCAAUAUGACCCGCUUUACGCCACAUUUGUCCUCCUCGGCGUCCUGGGGACCUUUAAAGCGUAUCCAACGUUAUCAGAUCCAGGGCUUUUCCUGAGUAUGAUCUCUUUGUUUCCAGAAGUAUAUCCAUAUUUCAGACAUCCAAUAGUGACAACGUUGCUUCAUCUGCAUGCAUCACUACUGCUACCAUUGUUCCACCAUUUGUGGCUUGUACAAGGCACAGGCAACGCCAACUUCUUUUACGCCUCGACGUUGGUCUUUGCAUGCGCGAAUGGGGCCGCACUCAUUGACUGCAUCUGGGCGGGACUACGAAUAGCAAUCGGAAAACAGCAUGAGAACUCUGCUGUCGUGCAAGAAUAG
Messenger RNA from Laccaria bicolor S238N-H82, 1218 nucleotides. RefSeq lists its product as uncharacterized. Lineage: Eukaryota; Fungi; Basidiomycota; Agaricomycetes; Agaricales; Hydnangiaceae. Bases 1 to 1218 code for a protein of 405 amino acids. The record is from RefSeq and is a predicted model, not a curated record. The transcript has 9 exons. Gene Ontology annotation, biological process: protein localization to cell surface; attachment of GPI anchor to protein. Gene Ontology annotation, cellular component: membrane; GPI-anchor transamidase complex.